Messenger RNA from Sparassis crispa, 294 nucleotides. RefSeq lists its product as hypothetical. Lineage: Eukaryota; Fungi; Basidiomycota; Agaricomycetes; Polyporales; Sparassidaceae. The transcript has 5 exons. The record is from RefSeq and is a predicted model, not a curated record. Bases 1 to 294 code for a protein of 97 amino acids.
AUGUCUACGAACGAAUCCACUCAGCCACCCCGUCCUCAGCGCAAACCCUCCAUCGAUCCACAGACGGCCGACAGGCUCGAGAGGUACUUGAACCAAAGGCCCGACAAACACGAUCUGAUAGAUCGCAACAUCCUUAAGGAGGACAACGUGGCACCCUCUCUCCAAGCUGCUAAGGAGAAGCUCCAGCGAUCUCAGCUCGAGGAUAAACUCGAGCAUGCGCUCCAGCAACGCCCGAAGCCCGAGGAGUUAGUCAAGGGUGGCAUCCUUCUUGACAACGAGGCCCCUCCCUCUUGA